This is a messenger RNA of Gamsiella multidivaricata, 560 nucleotides long. RefSeq lists its product as uncharacterized. The coding region runs from base 165 to 458 and encodes 97 amino acids. The transcript is spliced from 2 exons. The record is from RefSeq and is a predicted model, not a curated record. NCBI's taxonomy places the organism in Eukaryota, Fungi, Mortierellomycota, Mortierellomycetes, Mortierellales, Mortierellaceae.
CUCCUUUCAGUGCAGCAUAAACAUUGGUGUUGGUGGCAAUUUGGUCGAGAACAGAGUCGGAACAAAAGAGCGAGAAGAUCUGCAGAGGAGGCAAGGCAUCAUUGAGAAGAAGCUCGGGUGGGAGUUUGGGAUGUCCUCCAUGAGGUGGUUUGGAGUGCAGAAAGAUGUUGUCGAAGACAGGUGGAUCAGGGAGCCUGGGAGUAACCUUCUUGAUAGUUCGGGCAGGGGCUUUCCUUUUGGCGCCUGUUGAGGGACCAACAUCUGCAACCUCCUCUACCUCCUCUUCCUCCUCCUCUUCCUCGUCCUCUAGACUCUCGGUCAACGUCGUGCGUGGGCGCGAGUCAAUUGGUACUAGGACUCGGCGGUACAAGUCUUCGCAGACCUUCAACAGGUAUCGCACGAUCGAUUACCCUGCUCCAUACCAGGCAGAGGCUGCAAGUGAGAUGGGCCCUGCCUAGCCUCGUAUCAAAACCCCGCAACACUGACUGCGAUAUUCUGUCAAACAGCGCACUCGACUCAAGGAGCAUGAACCGCUUGAAGCAAUGAAGUAAUGCGCAUGG